GUAGUGGGGGGGGGAAACACCCCGGAGCCCCCCAGAGGGGGAGAGUCUCUGAAGAGGAAGGACUGUCAGCCGGACCUCCUGCUGGGGCCCAGCCCUAAGAGGAGCACGGAGAGGAGGAACCGGGAGCAGGAGAACAAGUACAUCGAGGAGCUGGCCGAGCUGAUCUUCGCCAACAUCAACGACAUGGACGACCUCAACGUGAAGCCGGACAAGUGUGCCAUCCUCAAGGAGACGGUGAAGCAGAUCAGGCAGAUCAAGGAGCAGGAUAAAGCUCCAGUGGCUGAUACUGAGGAGGUGCAGAAGGCCGACGUCUCCUCCACAGGACCAGGCGUCAUCGAUAAAGACGCCCUCGGGCCCAUGAUGCUGGAGGCCCUCGACGGCUUCUUUUUCGUGGUCAACAUGGAGGGCAACAUCGUGUUCGUCUCGGAGAACGUCAGCCAGUACUUGCGCUGCCAGCAGGAGGAGCUGAUGAACACCAGCGUCUACAGCGUGCUGCACGUUGGCGACCACGCCGAGUUCGUCAAGAACCUCCUGCCCAAGAGCCUGGUCAAUCAUCGCAGCGGUGAUUCGUCCAACAGGAACAGCCACACGUUCACCUGCCGCAUGUUGGUGAACCCUCACACCGACGGUGAAGCCCGGCCGGCGUCUGAGCAGCAGGACGCGUCGCAGCAGAAGUACGAGACCAUGCAGUGUUUCGCCGUCUCCGAACCCAAGUCCAUCAAGGAGGAGGGGGAAGAUUUCCAGUCAUGUCUCAUCUGUGUGGCAAGAAGAGUCCCCGUCAAAGAGAGACCUGUGAUGCCCACCUACGAGAGCUUCACCACGCGACAGGACCUUCAAGGUAAGAUCACGUCGCUGGACACCAGUCUGCUCCGUGCGUCCAUGAAGCCGGGCUGGGAGGACCUGGUUCGGCGUUGCAUCCAGAGGUUUCACCUGCAGAAUGACGGGGAGAUGUCCUUCGCUAAGAAACACCAGCAAGACGUGUUGAGGAUCGGCCAUGCUCUCAGCCCUCUGUACAGAUUCUCCCUGGCUGACGGCACCAUCGUCUCAGCUCACACCAAGAGCAAGCUGGUCCGAUGUCCAGCCACCAACGAACCACAGCUCUACAUGUCCCUGCACAUCCUGCAGAGGGAGAACAUGAGUGGCAUGACUGCAGACAUGCCGGGCGGUCAGAGCAUGACUAAGCCAAUGACCCCAACCAGUGUGAGUGGUGCCUCCCCUUCCCCUGAUGCCAGCGUCACCAGCAACACGCACCACUCCCCCACGCCCUCCAGCACGCCCUCCAGCACCCCCGGACGUGGUUUUGUAGCCGUAUCGGGUCGGGCGUCCACCCCUCAGGCGCUCAAGCUGGGCAGCCCUUUGGCCCAGGGAAGCCCCAGCGUCACGUCAGGCGCCAUGUUGUCUCCUCGCCAUCGCCAGAGCCCCAGCAUGGCGGCUAGCAGCAGCAGCAGCAGCAGCUGUAGUAGCCCUCACCUGCAACAUCCUCCUGGUUCUUUCUCCCCUGCAGCCGGAGUCCACUCGCCAGCAUCCUUAUGCGGCAGCACAGGAAAUGGCCAAGGGUUCAACUCCCUUAGUGCAUUGCAGGCUCUCAGCCAGGGCCACGGGGUUUCCCAGGGACUCAUCGAGGGGCAGCAACCAGAGUCACCUGACAAAGAGAACAGUCCCAGCUUAGAGGCCGACUUGCUGGGAACUUUUGGGGAGCAGCAAGACUUGCUGUCCCCAAACCAGGACGGAGAACAGGAGAAAGAUGGCGAUAGCUUCGAAGGUAAUGGAAGCUUAGGGGAGCUGGACGACGCCCCAAAUCGCCCUCUGAACACAAAGGGGCACACAAAGCUCCUCCAGCUCCUCACCACCAAAUCAGAGUCCUCUGAUCCUUGCUCAUCACCCCCACUGGGGGACGACCCGAACUGCAAGGACCAGCUGGGCGGGGUCGGGGGUGUUGGUGGUGCUGGGCACAACAACCACUCCACCUCGCUAAAGGAGAAACACAAAAUCCUCCACAGGUUGCUGCAGAACAGCACCUCGCCCGUGGAGCUGGCCAAGCUAACGGCGGAGGCCACCGGAAAAGACCCCGUCGGUCCCGAGUCGGCUUCGGGGGACAACGCGGCCGCCCUGGGUGAGCUCUGCCCAAAACAGGAGCCGGGGAGCCCCAAGAAGAAGGACAAUGCGCUGCUGCGCUAUCUGCUGGACAGGGACGAUAACGGCAUCCUGGACAAAGCCAUCAAGAUGGAGCCCGGAGACGGACCCCAGCUGUCCAACGUUAAGACCGAGACACAGGAGGCAGACUUCAGCGUGGCGGAGCAGACCAGUGAGCUGGAGGACCUGCUGGAGGACCUGCAGAGCGGCGGCCAGCAGCAGCUGUUCGCGGGCCAGCCGCCAGUCAGAGGACCAGCCUCCUCCUCUUCAUCCUCCUCUCCCUCUGUGGCGCCUGGUUCCUCUGUGGACAAACAGAGCAUCAUCAGUGACAUCCUGCAGAUGACGGACGGUGGCGGCGGUGGCGGCGGCGGCGGCAGCCCCCCCAACCAGCACAGAGCCUUCCCUCCCAUCAGCCCUGCAACAGGCUUUAACAGCGCCAGGCCGGGCCAGCCGGGUCGAGGUGCUCCUCCGGUCAGGAUCGCCUCUCUGGACAGCAGUGUGGGCCCCAACCCCAACGCUGGCAGGCCGUUCCCUCCUCAGCACAGGAACAACGGGCCCUACUCCUUACUGCAGCAGCAGCAGCAACAGCAGCAAGGCAUGAUGGGAACCCACGCAGGCAUGACCAACCAGGCUGUGAUGGCUAAUCCAGGCAUGCUGAGUAUGCGAGGCUCCAUGCAGCAGGGCUGGGGUGCCCAGGGGCCCAUGGGGGGCACCGCGGGGCCGAUGAUGGGCCAAGGGGUCGGACCGAGUCGGAUGGUCCCCAACAUGAACGCUGCGCUGCACUCGAGAGGCCCGGCCGGAUCCAGAGCCAUGGCCGGCAUGCAGAUGAUGAACAACGAGAUGGAGAUGGCAACACCCGCCUACACUCAGCAACAUGCUCCGCCCAAUCAGACCGCACCGUGGACAAACCGAAUGAUAGCUGUGGAUCAUUAUGGAAACCAAAGCAGGCCACCGUACUGCGCCCCCCAGGAGGACGGGAUGCGGUGCUGCGAGGGCCCGCCAGAUGAAGGGGCCCUGCUGAGCCAGCUGUGCUCGGUGUUGAAGGACUACGAGGGUCUGGAGGAGAUCGACAAGAUGCUGGGGAUCCCGACUCUGGCUGGACAGGGUCCCAUGUCGGACCAGGACCAGUACCUCGGCUCCUCGGACCCGGCGGCCAACAUGAAGCAUUUCCUGUACAGUCAACACUACGGCGGCCUGCCGGGUUACGGCAGCGCGCCUCCCGACAGCGGCUUCCACGGCCCGUCUGUGAGCGGCCACAUGGGGCCGCAGAGGAUGCCGCCCGCCGGUUACCCCCCGAUGAUGAGGAUGCCGGGGGGCGCGGGGCCCAGGCCGGUCGGGAUCCGGCCGGGGGGCCCCGGUCCAGGAGUGCCACCUCAACCCAACAACCUGAGGCUCCAGCUGCAGCACAGACUCCAGGCUCAGUUGAACCGCCAGCCAAUGGUGAACCAGAUGAGUGGAGUGUCCAAUAUGAAUCUACCUCUAAGGGCUAAUGUACCAAACCAGGGAACCCUCAACGCUCAGAUGCUGGCCCAGCGUCAGCGCGAGUACCUCAGCAACCACCUCCGCCAACGCCAACAACAGCAGCAGCAGCAGCAGCACGUGCACCAGCAGCGCACCAUGAUGAUGCGCACUCAGGGCAUCAGCAUGCCGCCCAGCGGGGGCACCGCCCCCACGCCGAUGCCCGUGGGCGGCACCAACCCGCGGCUCCCGCAGGGCAACCCACAGGGCAACCCGCAGCAGUUCCCCUACCCGGCCUCCAGCUACGGUACCGGCCUGCCCUCUCCUCCUCCACCUCCUCAUCCCGGCUCCUCCAGCCCCUUCUCCUCCCCUCUCUCCCCCAGCCAUCACCUGGCUAGCCAGGGCAUGAUGGGGAAUGUAGGCGGGCAGUACAGCGGGGUAAUGAGUCCCCCGUCACAGCACAGUGCCUACCAGUUCAGCAGUUCAGGAAUGAGCCAGCAGCAGCAGCAGCAGCAGCAGCACCAGGACCCCGUGUCAGGUUUUCCGUGCGGGGCUGCGACCCCUCAGAGCCCCCUGCUGUCUCCCAGGAUGGGUCGGGGUCAGAGCCCCCUGCUGCAGCAGAUCCAGGGCCAACCCCAAACCCAGCCCCAGGGUCCGACCCAGAGAGGAGCUCCGGCCUACCAGCCGAGCCCCGGGUGGUCCCAACCUGCCAACAUCUCCGCCAGCAGCAGCGUGUACCCCCAACAGUCCCAGUCGCAGUACUCCACACAAGCCAGCGGGGGAAUGUACAACAGCAACAUGAACCUGGGAGUCAUGGCCAACAGCGGGGGCAACAUGAACCACCUGUCAGGACAGAUGAGCUCCAUGAACACAGAGCAGGUGAGGGACGGCAGCCUGAUCCUGGAGCAGCUGGCGGGAAUGGACAUGUUGACGCAAGAGGGCGAAGCCAAUUCUAACUUCUGCUGACCCCGGCUUCGGUUGAGACAAGGUGACGCAGGCAAAAACACUGACGCCUACUCCGCUCAGCUCACGGAGGAGCGUCGAGGAGUCGAGGACCUGUGACGGUAACUCUGCUCCCUCCGCAGGGAGAGGACAGCCGUGCAGACUGUAUAUGAAGGGCACGUCUCUUUGUGCGCGUUUGUGUGUGAAUGUGAAACAGUUCGACACUGGAGACGUGAACGGUUGACGAGCUUAAAUGAAACCUCUGCAUUUGAUCUUUUACGGUUCUGUUUUAGAGCCUGACUGAAAACAUUCAAAUGAGAAGGUUUAUGAUAUAAUAUUUUACAGGUAUUUAUAGUUUUGAAGAAGUUUUAGAGAUUCUUUGUAUGACACAAAAAAAGAAUCAAGGAUAUGAAAAUCUCUUAAAAUGGUACAUUUUGAUGUCAAUUUUAAAAUUAAUAUAUUUCAACUGCUGUAGUUACAGGGGAGCUGUAUCCCUAUUUAAUGACUUUUUGAAUGAAGGUGAAUGUGUAUAGAUGGUGUACAUACGUAGAUUUAAAAUACCCCUUUUUCCUCGUUGUGGUAUUGCAAAAACAGCAGUUUGGAGUUUCAGUCCAACAAACAGAGAGCAGAGAUAUGUCGGUUAACUGAAACCUCAGUGGGUGGAGCUCCAGAACCACAAGAUGACAAUAGAGGAAGUCAAUUCACACGGCGUUCUCAAAGCAUGUCAGAUAGUUGCCCGGGGUUUGUGAAAAAAAACGUACAAAAAGUGUCUCAAGACUCGUUGACCGGCGAACAAUCCUCACCUCUCCAUCUUUACAAUCACAACCGUCUAGACACAACCUCACUCGAAUGGAAAACACAGUACUAUAUAUAUAUAUUUAUAUAUACUGUAUAUAUAUAUAAAUAGCAAACAGUGCAGGAAUACUGUGUUAUAAGUAAAAGUCCUGCAUUCAAAAUGUCACUAGAGUAAAAGUAUUUGCAUCAAAAUAUACUUAAAGUACCAAAA
This is a messenger RNA of Anarrhichthys ocellatus (wolf-eel), 5539 nucleotides long. RefSeq names its product nuclear receptor coactivator 2-like. Bases 184 to 4557 code for a protein of 1457 amino acids. The record is from RefSeq and is a predicted model, not a curated record. Gene Ontology annotation, biological process: cellular response to hormone stimulus; positive regulation of transcription by RNA polymerase II. Gene Ontology annotation, molecular function: protein dimerization activity; nuclear receptor binding. The transcript has 21 exons. NCBI's taxonomy places the organism in Eukaryota, Metazoa, Chordata, Actinopteri, Perciformes, Anarhichadidae. Gene Ontology annotation, cellular component: nucleus.